UGCAUGGCUCUAGUUUUGUUAGUUGGAUUCAAAGAUGCUUCGCCUGCUGAUCUUCCUGGCUUUUGCAAUUCUUGGCUGCCAGGCUGCCUGCAACGUGUGCUCCGCCACCACAGGACACUCCUGCAUCUCGGAGACAGAGUUCCAGUUCUGCUCGUCGAGUUCAGUGGCCAUUGGCACCACCUACACCUGUCCCACCGGAUAUUAUUGCACCGAGUCCGCCGUUCUCUGCAGUGCGGACUCCAGCCUAACCGCCUGUUCGGGAUGCAACAAAUGUAGCACGGAUAAGCGCUUUGCCUGCACCAGCCGGAAUACGUUCGCUCUGUGUUUGGGAACCACUACUCCUAGUGCUUCCCUGGGAGGCACUUGUGGCGCCAGUUUAGUUUGCAAUGUAGCUAGUGAAAUCAUCUGUGUGGAUCCCACUCAUAACCCAACCACCUGUUGGAGCUCCGGUACUGGAAACUGCGGUUCCACGACCAUUACGGAUCCCAACGAAUACUGUCGAGGUGUUGGAACCAUCGGAAGAUAUCCCUAUGGGGGAGUUACUUCCACCACAUGCAAACAGUACGUUUAUUGCUAUGUUGUGAGUGGAGUCUUUUAUGGAAAUGUGUACAGCUGCCCUGGUGGCAAUUACUUCGACAGCACCACCCAACAGUGCACCACCGCAACUCAGGCCAGGUGCUCGGACUCUGUUCAAUGCUUAACACUUAAUAAUCGUUUAUUGCCUUAAAAGUUGGCAGAGCAUUUUCAUAAAAUGUUCUUUUAAUUGUAACAUUUAAACUUGCAAUUUCAAUUUGCAAUUCAUUAAAAGGACUUGGUUUAAUAA
This is a messenger RNA of Drosophila ananassae, 823 nucleotides long. RefSeq lists its product as uncharacterized. The transcript has 2 exons. The coding region runs from base 35 to 727 and encodes 230 amino acids. Gene Ontology annotation, molecular function: chitin binding. Gene Ontology annotation, cellular component: extracellular region. The record is from RefSeq and is a predicted model, not a curated record. Lineage: Eukaryota; Metazoa; Arthropoda; Insecta; Diptera; Drosophilidae.